This is a messenger RNA of Stomoxys calcitrans (stable fly), 2344 nucleotides long. It is a transcript of the gene Swim, whose product is annotated as tubulointerstitial nephritis antigen-like. The record is from RefSeq and is a predicted model, not a curated record. Gene Ontology annotation, biological process: proteolysis. Gene Ontology annotation, molecular function: cysteine-type peptidase activity. Bases 247 to 1575 code for a protein of 442 amino acids. Lineage: Eukaryota; Metazoa; Arthropoda; Insecta; Diptera; Muscidae. Gene Ontology annotation, cellular component: lysosome. The transcript is spliced from 6 exons.
AUCUGUGAAUUCAGUUGACACCGAGCCGUGAUCGCGAAAUAUCAUUCUUCUUGUGCAGCGUUUCGUUAAGACAAAUCAAAGUCGCAGGAUAACUGCUGUCCUCAUUUUCGAAUAAAAAAGGACGAAAUCUUAGUCGAAAGUGAAAUAAAAGAAUCUUAUAGAAAACGGUUUAUUACAACAAAAAUAAAACAUAAAAUUGUUUUUGAAAUAUCUCCACACAGAAGGAUUGAUUGAUUUUCUGUGAAUAUGGCCAAAAGUGGUAUGCCAAGCCCAAGGCAGCUGACAGUGUGGGCAGCGUGCUUGUUCGCCUUGGUCGCUGUAUCGCAGUGCUAUUUCGAUGAGACCUUGAGAAGGGAUUUUCCAGGACCCUACUGCGCCCAGAUCAAGAGAUGCUGUAGCGACAGACAAGACAGCUGUUCAGUGCCUAUAUCAGAUACUCUAUGCUACUGUGAUGCUUUCUGUGAUCGCGAGCGCUCUGCCGAUUGCUGUCCCGAUUAUCGUUCAUUCUGUAUGAAUGAACCAGAUCCAAUCAUCAGCUGCCUGCACAAUGGCAUACACUUUAGUAUUUACAACACGACUCGGGACAAUUGCAACGAAUGUCGUUGCACAGAGGGUGGUCAUGUGGUGUGCGAUAAGGAUCUAUGCUUGACCGAUGAAGACUUGAUUCACAAUGUCAACUCGAUACGUUCUCUGGGCUGGUCAGCUCGCAAAUACAAUGAAUGGUGGGGCCACAAGUACUCCGAGGGUCUGGUGAAGCGUUUGGGCACCAAAGAACCCACCUAUCGUGUCAAGGCCAUGAUUGGUCUACACAACAAAGCUGAUCAUUUGCCCAGAAACUUCAAUGCCGUUGACAAGUGGUCCGAAUACAUUUCCGAUGUACCAGAUCAAGGCUGGUGCGGUUCCUCUUGGGUCAUUUCUACCUCCUCGGUGGCUUCCGAUCGUUAUGCUAUUCAAAGUCAAGGCAAGGAAGUGAUACAGCUCUCACCCCAAAACAUUUUGUCCUGCACCAGGAAACAACAAGGCUGUGAUGGUGGUCAUUUGGAUGCUGCCUGGCGUUAUCUUCACAAACAAGGUGUAUUGGAUGAAAAUUGCUAUCCCUAUGUUGGAUAUCGUGAAACAUGCAAAGUUUAUCACAAAAAACGUUCUCUAUCAUCCUAUGGUUGCCGGCCAGCACCUGGAGUCGAUCGCGAUGAGUUCUACACAGUGGGCCCCGCCUACUCCAUCAGAAACGAGACUGAUAUAAUGGCAGAAAUUUACAACUCGGGACCUGUGCAGGCCACCAUGCGCAUCUACAGAGAUUUCUUCUCGUACUCGGGCGGUGUGUAUCGCCACAGUGCUGCCAGCCGCAGCAGUCCCACCGGAUUCCACUCAGUCAAAUUGGUUGGCUGGGGUGAAGAGCAUGAUGGUCUCAAAUACUGGAUUGCGGCCAACUCCUGGGGUCCUUGGUGGGGUGAGCACGGCUACUUCCGUAUUUUGCGCGGCAGCAAUGAGUGCGACAUUGAAGACUAUGUGCUGGCUGCUUGGCCCAAUGUCUACAACUACUUCAAAACUUCCAGUUUUACCAAUAAAUAUUAGGACUACCAUAAUUAACCAACGACAAAGAGACCUCAGCCAAAUUAAGCAACGCCAAUUAAAUCUCGUUACUUUUCCAUAAGUUUAGUGUCGUUCUCUUUUGAAAACAAAACGAAUCUUAUACUACUUUUAAACUUAAGUCUAGAUUUUAGUCCAAGCACCUCCGUGAAUACUCGGGACGACACACGAUGACUUGGUCCACGCUCCCUCAAUGUCUUUGUAACGGAAUGCGAACAUAACAAAACAGUAAAGUAUUUAUAGCUUUGUUCUUUUUGUAAUAUUAAGAUUUACUUUUAUUAUUUUUUUUGAUAAGUUAGUUUUUUUUUGAUUUUAUUUAUAACAUAAAAUUUUUUUAUUUUUGUAUUUGUUAUUGUCAAACCUAAAACUGCCCCCUAUUCCCUUCAGUCGGAGAGGAAGGCAAUUCUGCCAGUUUUGCUGUUCAUUUAGUUUGAUGUAGCCUCCUGGCAAAGUCUUUGGAACUCUCUCUCUGCCUUUUAUCUUAACUGCCAAUAAUUCCCUUAUUAAUAAAAUAAAAUACAAAAUUCUUCCCUUAUUUUAAUAGACUUUUCAAAUUGUGCAUCCCAAAAUUGCAUGUUAACACCAACAUCUAGUUUAGCAAGUCCCUCAAAUUGUAUAAGAUUGUAAAACUAUUAAUAAUAACUAAAAUAAUAUUUAAUAUGUAUUAUGAUACAAAAUUUAAUAAUGUAUACACAUUUACACAUAACUUAUGUACAAAAUCAAAUAAAAAAACAAAAACAUGAAAACACUAAAA